Molecule: messenger RNA, 846 nt
Organism: Trichoderma citrinoviride
Lineage: Eukaryota; Fungi; Ascomycota; Sordariomycetes; Hypocreales; Hypocreaceae
Exons: 2
Coding region: 1-846 (281 amino acids)
Source: RefSeq, a predicted model, not a curated record
AUGGUCCUUCUCGAGCACCUUCCCCUCAUCGGCCUCGCCCUGAGCUUCGCCCACCACCACAGUGGAAGAGCACCUCAUCACAGCCAUCCCGCUCUUCCAAAUCACAGACAUGUUCACCAAAUCUCUGCUGACAUGUCCCCGUAUCACCAGGCUCCAAAGUUGAUCGCCGCGCGUGCUGCAGAGGAGAGCCAUGAGACCACGAUCCAAGUUUCCCAGCACCACUUGCAGACCAUCCUCGAUAGGAUCAAGUUUCUCGAGGAAGAAAUCUUUAACAUGAUGUUGUCCAAAGCUGACUCUUCUCUAGAAUCCAAGUCCGAGCCUUCAACGCCUUCUAAGCCUGAAACGCUUGUCGUGACGACCCGUGAGCCAACAGCUGCUCCGACAACAGCUACUGUCGGAGGCUUGUUCAUGGAGGCUCCGGCAGAUCUGGAUGCUCCCACGAAGUCAACCACGAUAGUCACUUUGACGACGCUGAUUACGCAGACGCUCACCAUGAUGCCCACAAGGAUACUCACGCUGACGGCGUUCCCCACGAUUUUGGCAGAAGCGAGUCCGACGUCCAAUAUGGACAGAACUGUUGAUGCGGAAACAUACCAGGAAAGCAAAUCAAAGGCAAUGAUCCCUUUCUUCAACAUGCUAGCCAGCGCAAACCCAGCAGAGGCCACGGCCUCGAGCGACAGUCAUCCUUCUCAGCCCUUCGGCCCGCCAUCAACAGACGUUGUUGCUGAAAAAAAGCAGCCUGAAAUCACGCCGCUCGGUCCUGGCUUCAACGCUUCGGCGACUUAUCAUCGAGUGUCGCUCUCGGCUGCCUCGAGUGGGUUCCUUACGGUGUGGAGGGGUGCUUGA